AUGCCUUCACUUACACGCCAAUUGCGCCCAAGGGUGGUUAUCCGCGCCACGGCCGCUCUCUCUGCGGUACCAUCUAUCUGCGCGCAACCUCAGCGCUUCCCCCGCGCAAAGGUCAUUGGAGCGGUGAGCUGUCGAGCUCUUACGACAACAUCAAUUCGAAGAUCUGCGAAGGCGCCGAGUGUCAAGAGAGGCGGUUCAAAGCUCUAUGCUUCCGCGGACGAAGCUGUCGCGGACAUCAAGAGCGGAUCAACGAUUCUCAGUUCUGGCUUCGGACUUUGCGGUGUUGCUGACACUCUGAUUGCCGCGCUGAACCGCAGGGGACCCGAGAACCUUCACUCUUUGACAGCAGUCUCGAAUAAUGCCGGAAUUGAGGGAAAGGGUGGCUUGGCUAUCCUCACAAAGUCUGGUCAAGUCAACAACCUCAUUCUCUCAUUUCUUGGAGCCAACAAGGCUCUUGAAAAGGCAUACUUGACAGGAAAGAUUGGCAUCGAGCUGUGUCCCCAGGGCACCCUCGCUGAGAGAAUCCGUGCUGGUGGUGCUGGCAUUCCCGCGUUCUUCACGCCCACUGGUGCACACUCGUUGGUCCAGACUGGUGACAUCCCCGUUAGACUUGAUGCGUCAGGCGCCGUUACGGAACGUGGCAGGACGAGAGAGACAAGGGAAUUCAAUGGCAAGACUUACCUCAUGGAGACUGCUUUGACCGGAGAUGUCGCCAUUUUGAGGGCAUGGAAGGCCGACACGGCUGGAAACUGCGUCUUCAGAUACACCACGAAGGCAUUUGGCCCCAUCAUGGCAAAGGCCGCGACCGUCACUAUCGUCGAAGCAGAGCACAUCGUUGAAGCUGGUGAGAUCGAUGCCAACGAUGUCGACCUCCCCGGUAUUUUCGUCGACCGAAUCGUUCCCGCGACCGCCGAGAAGAACAUUGAGAUCCUGAAGCUGAGAGCCGAGGAUGGCGAGGGCGAGAACCUGUCCAAGGCCAAGAACGAGGCCCAGGAACGCCGCAACCGUAUCGCCAGGCGAGCGGCCAAGGAGCUGAAGGAGGGUUUCUACGUCAACCUUGGUGUUGGCAUUCCCACUCUCGCUCCCUCUUUCCUGCCUGCUGAGCGCAAGGUCUGGAUCCAGUCCGAGAACGGUAUUCUCGGCAUGGGUCCCUACCCCACGAAAGACGAGGUCGACCCUGAUAUCGUCAACGCUGGCAAGGAGACCGUCACCCUCGUGCCCGGAGCCUCAACCUUUGACAGCGCCGAGUCUUUCGGCAUGAUCCGCGGCGGCCACGUGGACGUCUCCAUUCUCGGAGCGUUGCAGGUCAGCGCCAUUGGUGACUUGGCCAACUACAUGAUCCCCGGAAAGGUGUUCAAGGGUAUGGGUGGUGCCAUGGACUUGGUUUCCAACCCGGAUAACACCAAGAUUGUUGUCGCGACAGAGCAUGUUGCCAAAGAUGGGUCUUCGAAGAUUGUGCAGGACUGCAGCCUGCCUCUGACUGGUGCUCGCGUGGUUAGCACUAUUAUUACCGAUUUGUGUGUUUUCGAGGUCGAUCGCAAGAAUGGGGGAUUGACCCUGACUGAAGUUGCGCCGGGCGUUGACGUCGAAGAGGUACGGGCGAAGACGGAUGCCUCGUUCAAGGUCGCAAAGAACCUAGAGACAAUGGAGUGA
This is a messenger RNA of Colletotrichum chrysophilum, 1653 nucleotides long. RefSeq lists its product as uncharacterized. Gene Ontology annotation, molecular function: succinyl-CoA:3-oxo-acid CoA-transferase activity. Gene Ontology annotation, biological process: ketone body catabolic process. The transcript has 7 exons. The record is from RefSeq and is a predicted model, not a curated record. The coding region runs from base 1 to 1653 and encodes 550 amino acids. NCBI's taxonomy places the organism in Eukaryota, Fungi, Ascomycota, Sordariomycetes, Glomerellales, Glomerellaceae.